CGUUAUUAUCCUCAUCCGAUCAGCAUCUAGGAAUUCACUAUGCUGCACAUUUGAAAUGUCAUCACAUGACAACACAAUGGGUUGACGUUGAGAUGUCACGCUAAGAGCCCUUUAUAAAAAUGGUUUAAUUGUAAUAAGUUAGAGAGUUACCAAAUGACGUAUAGAAAUAGUAUGCUUACUGUAUAUAAGUUCUUAUAGAGUAGAUUAUACCCACCCUUGUCUAAAUGCAAUCACCUGUUCUAUCUCAGGAUUUAAUUAAUAACAUACGCCUGCCGUACAUGACAUUCUGUAAAAUUAUAUUUCCUGCUCUGAAAAUAACAAUACCCUUCUGCUUCUAACUUGAUGACAAUCAUCUUUGUCCUUUUGGACUCCUUUACUAUCUCCUUUUGCUUGCCCACAACUGUAAGGAUCCCCAUAGUGUUUGUGUAAAAAGAAAAAUGUAGAUAUCGCCAAACAUCCUAUGAUUAGCUUUAAUUAUAGACAAGAGAACCAAAGAUUACCAACUAAGUAUGGGUAGUUUGGGUCUGCUUGCAGUAUUUCAGAAAAAGUACUCAACAUAAGCCCAUGCACUGGAAUUUUGUCAGAAGUACAUUCGGCCACAGUAGUUCGUGGUUGGAAAUUAAGUCUGUACUCAUGUCUCGAGGUACGAUAAUAGCCACUACUGAUGCCUAUGCCAAAAUAGGCAAAGAUGUAAACAGAACCCUCCUUGAGUCGUCUCUCAAAAGUUCCGACUAAACUUUUCUAAACUGUUGCAUGGAUUGUACUCCCCAUCAGAUAUUUGCAAAAAAAUAUCAGCAACAAUAAAAAAACAAUACACUGCGUUUUAAAGCACAUUUGAUUGCUCUUCUAUACCUCCAUAACGUACUCUACUUCAGGCAGAAUUAUUUACUCUGUGUAGUUCGUUUUGUUUUUGACUUUGAAAAAUUAAAUAGUGCUUGAUUGACAAACCCUAGUCAUUACCCAUCCCUCUUACAUUCAUAAGUAUUUUGUUUGACAAUUAAUUGAUUCUAAUGAGAGGUGGAAAAUCUGUAAUUCAUAGCUCAAGAGAAAAAAAUGGCAAGAACUUUAAAAAGUUGAAGAAAGCAAUAACAGGGGAUUAGUCGAAGGAUACUACUUCACUUUUCCUUAUUUAAAUUCAUACCAAUGGAUCAAAUAGAUCAAAAACUUUUACCACUAAAUCCUUUUAAAAACAUCAAACAGUAUGUAUGUCAAGAACAUGAAUGUAUAGCAUAAAGCAUUAGCAUAUUAAAUCCAACAUAUUAAAGCAUAUGUCAGUCGUUCUAACAACCUGGGCAGAUUCAAAACUAUCUAUUCAUAUGACAGCAUGCGGCAACAAAGUAAUAUUUACAUGGCUAAACGCAAAGCAUCAAGACAUUGGCAAACCUCAGGAAGUGGCUGAAACCAAAGAUACAACUACUCAAGGAGAGGCAUUAGUUCUUUCAUCUGAAGAAGAUUUUGCAGCUUGUGCACCAUUUCUAAAGAAAGGUGAGACUUUAUUACUUCUUUUAUUUGUUUUUCCAUGUGCAUAAAUAUCAGAUUUUCCAAAAAUCCUUUUAUUUACUAACAAAAUGCUUUAAGUACCCUCCAUCUUUGUCUGCGACUCUAUGCGUAAAGGAGGCAAACUUGAGGGUAGUGCAGCAAGUUCUUUAAAACAUGAAUACAAAUAACUAAAAAAAGUUGUCAAAGUCUUUAGAUCAAACAUAUCAUACACUUUUUUACUUUUGUUUCAAGUAAUUGACGAAUUCAAAGCAUUUGGACCAGUCACAUAAAACACUAUUCAUUUAAAGAGCAUCAAUACAAAGAGCUAAAAAUGUUUUAAAAAAUAGUACAUCCUUUGACACUUACUGUUACUUUUGGCAUGAACCUGCAUAAGGUUUCACAAAAAAUAUGGCCUAAUUUUUUUUUAUGAACAGAAUAAAUUAUAUACACAUAAUAAGAUCAUAUGCAAAAUUAUAAAUGAUUCCUUGAUUUACAUGUUCGUCCAUGAACAUCAUUUCAAUAGAAUUUGUCAUCUUCUCAUCACUAUAUACAGGCAAAGUAUAUAGUCUAACAACACAAACCAUGAUUCUCCAACACUCACUCGUUGGAUUGAUUUUGGACAAAGGAUGGAAAGUCAUCUUUUUGAGAAAUGUGUUAUGGAGGAAUAAGGAAAAAAAAAUCAACAGGAAAAAAACAAGGCUGCGGUUGUUGCUUUAACCACUGGCGGAUCUACGUUUAGGUCAUGGGGGGCACUUGCCCCCAGUGAGAAAUCUCUUGCCAAUUUAAAAAAAAGAAGUUUUUAAUAUUGGCCCCCGGUCAAAAAAGCAAAUAACCCCUAGUAAAUUUUGUAUCCCACUACUCAACUACUCAAGGCUAUUGCUGCUGUCUGCUAGCUCUCCACCAUAUCCAUACCUUUUUUUCUCAUUUUUUCUUUAUAAUACAUUUUGUUUGCCUUUUAGAUCCUAAGAAAUUAAAGUGAGUUUUUUAGGCCAAUGCUUGAUAUUUCAAUGUUUUUUUGUGUAUUUUGAUUUAAUUUUCUCUAUUUUGUUUGAAAUGAACUUAUUAAUUAAAUUGAUUAUCGCCACCACCCCACAUCGCCGCCCCGUUUCAAUCGUCUCAACCAUCCCAAUCGCCGCCCAUCUCAAUAAUCGACCUUCAUCUGAGCUUCCAAUGUCUUCUUCUAAAGAAAUCGAUGAAACUCAAGAUAGCUCAUCAUCCCCAAAGAGCAUAUACAACGAUCCAGAUGAUGGUCGACAACGGUUCUUGCUUGAGUUGGAGUUUGUCCAAUGUCUUGCUAAUCCCACAUAUAUCCAUUAUUUGGCUCAGAAUCGCUAUUUUGAAGAUGAAGCUUUUAUUGGCUACUUGAAAUACCUUCAGUACUGGCAACGACCUGAAUAUAUAAAAUUCAUAAUGUAUCCUCAUUGUUUAUAUUUUCUUGAACUGCUUCAAAAUGCAAACUUCCGCAAUGCAAUGGCACAUCCUGGCAACAAGGAGUUGGCACAUAAGCAGCAAUUCUUUUUCUGGAAGAACUACAGAAACAACCGAAUGAAGCACAUUUUGCCGAGACCUCUACCUGAACCAGCUCCUGCACCCCCAGCUUCUUCUGCGCCACUUCCACCUCCUGUGCACUCAGUACCACCCAUUCCUCCUGCCUCAUCGGCAGUUUCUCCUAUCCCAUAUGGCUUGCCCCCUGGGUCUGCUGUACCAAAAACUGACGUGAGGAGUUCUGCAAUUGAUCGCAGGAAAAGGAAAAAGGAAGUUUAAUCUGCUAUCAGUUACCUAGCUAGCUAGCAUGAAUGGGGGGAAACAUGCUGAGGUAAUUAUGAAGCUGGAAGAAGUGUCAGUUCUGCUUGAAUUUUGGACCCAUUAAUUCAAAAAAUCAUGUUAGAAAUCAAUUAUCUCUAUCCCUACUUGUUGGCUCUGACAUUUUCUUCUAGUAUUAUGACAGUAAAGCAUUGGCUUGCUC
This is a messenger RNA of Cuscuta campestris, 3445 nucleotides long. The record is from the annotation of a GenBank genome assembly. NCBI's taxonomy places the organism in Eukaryota, Viridiplantae, Streptophyta, Magnoliopsida, Solanales, Convolvulaceae.